GGUUGUUUCAAGAAAUUAAAAAGUAAACGAAGAAUGUUUUAUCUCGUUCCGACCUCGCAGCACAUUAUUCCUGUCAGUCCUCGGACUCCUGGAUAUGACACCCAACGCCUGGCCGUAGACAAACAUGUCUUUGAUAGUCUGAAACCCACCAGAUGCAGAUUUGCUUUCCUGUGGUCUCACUCAAAUGGAUUCCACAAGGAAUCACUCCAUGUUCAGAUGAAGGCUCAUCUUGACAAACUACGCCAAGAUUCUUCUUAUGAUGAUGUUGAGAUUCACUAUGUUUCUUGGGAUGCUCGUAAUCACGGUGAAUCUGCUCGUCUGAACGAGAACACUUUUUCUAAUCGUUAUACUUGGAUGGAUAAUGCGAUGGACACUUUACAAGUGAUUGAAGAAAUGGGCCUCAAUACUGAUUACCAAUCUUUUAUUGGUAUUGGCCAUAGUUUUGGUGCAACUUCAAUGAUUUUGGCAGAAUUCCUUUAUCCAAAGUCCUUUGAUGGUUUAUGUGUAAUUGAACCUGUGAUGACGAUCGGUGUCGUUGAUGCGGAUGCUUGGAACCAGGCACCCGUUCUGGGUUCUCUCAAACGAAGAGAUACCUGGAGUUCUCGUGAGGAAGCUCUUGAGACCUUGAAAAAGAGAAAGUUUUGGAAACUGUUUCACCCAGACGUGUUGAAUUCAUAUGUGCAAUAUGGCAUGUACGAUACCAAGGAAGGAACCAUCAAGCUAAAGUGUCCAAGAGAACAAGAAUAUCACGUGUUUCAGUGCAGUUACUAUGAUUGCGCAACUGCCUACGCCUCACUUCGCGCCCUCUCAAUCCCUGUGCACUUUUUGUACGCCCUUCAAUCAAACUUGUGUUGUUGCACGUUCAAGUCCACUGAUACGUAUAGCGUAUUACCAGAAGAUGCAAGAUCAGUCACUGGACAAUCCACCAUGGUAACAUUGAAAUUCGUCAAAGGUACUCAUAUGGCACCCAAUGAAGACCCGGAAGAUAUUGCUAUUGAAGCAAAAGCCUUUACUGACAAGAAUAACAGUAUACUGCAUACGUGUGUGCGUGAGCAUGAGCAUGAGCAUGAGCAUGAGCAUGAGCAUGAGAAUUAA
Molecule: messenger RNA, 1095 nt
Organism: Phycomyces blakesleeanus NRRL 1555(-)
Lineage: Eukaryota; Fungi; Mucoromycota; Mucoromycetes; Mucorales; Phycomycetaceae
Exons: 10
Coding region: 34-1095 (353 amino acids)
Source: RefSeq, a predicted model, not a curated record